UGGGUCGGCUCACAGCAAUGUCCCAGUCAAUUCAGAGUUAUGACCACUUCCUCGAGGGCGGGGCUUGUGCGUCCCACCCGCUCGUCGAUUUUUUAGGUGGCACCCGGGGAGACGCUGCGAGUGUGAUUGUGUAGCUGAUUCGUGCAGGCGGAGGCAAGAACAAGAUGUAAUAUCGUCUGGGGUUUAUUCACCUUUUCAUUGUGAAGCAUUUUCAGUUAAUAAAGGUCUCUUCCUUAAAGCACAAUAACGAGAAACUGGAGUAUGUGAUUGUAUGGAAUUUCAUGACCAGCACUCCCAGACUUCAUACAGCAAGGAGCAGCGCAAUUAUCAGAAGGGCAAUAAAGACAGCGUUCAAGGAAAACCCGCAGACUGUAGAGACACACUGGAGUUCUUACUUGAGGCACCUAUUUACAUUUUCCACUCAACACACUGAGUACUUUCAUCAGUAAUGGUUCUAAAGAGCAAAUUUUUUUAUUAGCCUUUUUUUUCAGUUAAAUUUUAAAUACUACAAGUGCAGAAUAUAAAGUUGACGCAACAAAAUUUUGUGUAGAUGCUUUCUAAACUGACUAGUUUCCAGUGUGCAGAUGCAUCUGAAUUUACUCUUCUUCCGGAGGGCAUAAGUCUGUGUACACAAUGUGCUAAAGUUCUCUGACCCUGAUAGAGCAUAGCAAAAUAAUUUACAUUUCACCAGUUAUCAUUGCUGUGAAAACUUGCCUACUGACAUGUCUGAUACAGAAAGACAGUCCCCACCUGUGCCCACCUCUGGUUCUGAACUGGUGCCCCAUUUAAUGUCUAUGGGGAAGAAGCUACUGCUUCUGUUGCCCAUAUAUUUAUGUGGUUAUUUGGGGAUGAGCAUAUUCUUUGUGAUUGCUGGCCUGUUUUUGUACCUGGGCUGGAAGGGUUCUCGUGAGAACAAGUUGAGUAGACUGAGAUCUGCUCAGGAGGCACUGGAGAAAGAAGUAGCCAACACUGCCAGCACCAUGUUUAUGAACAAGAGCGCAUUACCAUCCUGGGUCUCAUUCCCUGACACUGAGAAGGCAGAAUUCCUCAACAAGAUUAUAGCUCAGAUGUGGCCUUUUAUAGGACAGUAUUUGGAGAAGUUGCUUACAGAUAGUAUAGCACCCACAAUCCGUGCCAGCAAUACACAUCUAUCAACAUUCUACUUCACAAAAAUCAAUGUUGGUGAGAAGGCUCCAAAGGUGACUGGAGUGAAAGCUCAUACACAAUUUGACAAGAAGCAGAUAAUUCUGGAUAUGCACCUCAGUUAUGUUGGUGACAUAGAAGUAAACAUAGAAGUAAAGAAAUAUUUCUGCAAAGCUGGAAUUAAGGGGAUGCAGCUGCAUGGGAUGCUCCGUGUUAUCCUGGAACCACUCAUUGGAGAUGUUCCUAUAGUUGGAGCCAUAACAUUAUUCUUCAUCCGUCGUCCGGUCCUAGACAUCAAUUGGACUGGACUUACAAAUCUACUGGACAUCCCUGGACUUAAUUUGAUGUCUGACACAAUGGUUAUGGAUAUUAUCUCUGGCUUCUUGGUGCUGCCAAAUCGUCUAGCCAUCCCCUUAACCAGUAAUCUUCAUGUGGCAGAACUACGCUCCCCACUACCCAGGGGCAUUGUCCGCAUUCAUCUUUUGGAAGCGCGGGACCUGAGUGCCAAGGAUCUCCAACUGAAAGGACUGUUAGCUGGAAAGUCAGACCCAUAUGCCAUCGUGCGAGUAGGGACACAGGUUUUUAACAGUCAAAUCAUUAAUGAGAACUUGAAUCCUGUCUGGAAUGAGAUGUAUGAGGUAAUUGUGCAUGAGGUUCCUGGGCAAGAGCUAGAAGUGGAACUUUUUGACAAGGAUCCUGACCAGGAUGACUUUUUGGGCAGAGUGAAGUUAGAUCUGGGUGAGGUGAAACAAAAUGGUUCUCUGGACAAGUGGUUCCCCCUAAGCGAUACAAAAUCAGGGAAGCUACAUCUCAGACUGGAAUGGCUUACACUCAUGUCCAAUGCUUCACAGCUUAAAAAGAUAUUAGAGAUCAACAGAGAGAUAACUGCUAAAACACAAGAAGAACCCUCCGCAGCAAUCCUGAUCGUUUAUUUAGACCGGGCACAGGACCUUCCUCUUAAGAAGAAUGUCAAGGAACCAAGCCCAAUGGUGCAACUGUCCAUACAGGACAUGACAAAGGAGAGUAAGACUGUGCCUAGCAAUAGCUCUCCGGUUUGGGAAGAGCCAUUCCGCUUCUUCUUACGUGAUCCAAACAUUCAAGACCUUGAUAUUCAGGUGAAAGAUGAUGAUCGUCAGCACUCUCUGGGCUCUUUGUCAAUACCUCUGUCCCGGAUCCUGUCUGCUGAUGAUCUUACAUUAGACCAGUGGUUUCAGCUGGAGAACUCUGGAUCUAGGAGCCGAAUCUACAUGAAAUUAGUCAUGCGGAUACUGUAUCUAGAUCCAGCAAACACCCUUGUGACUGCAGAUCCGGAGAGCAUAAUUGCUGAGGAAGCAGGAUCUAGUGUGGAUAAUCCCCCAAGACCAAGCCAAACUACAGUUCCUGAGAACUUUGCUACAGAAAAAUUGCUUAGAAUCUUCAUACUGGAAGCAGAAAACUUGAUCGCCAAAGAUAACCUAAUGGGAGGUUUGGUUAAAGGGAAGUCUGAUCCCUAUACAGUUCUUUCCAGUGGAGGGAAAAAAGUACGCACACGCGUUGUGGAGAAUAACUUAAAUCCGUGCUGGAAUCAAGCUUUUGAGAUACUGGUUACUGAUGUCCCAGGGCAGGACCUUAUGUUUGAUGUGUUUGAUAAAGAUGUGGACAAAGAUGACUUUUUGGGAAGCUGUAAAAUUAGCGUGAAGGAUGUGGUGAAACAGAAAUUCAUUGAUGAGUGGCUCGUGUUAGAGAAAGUAAAAUCUGGCAAACUCCACGUCAAAUUGGAAUGUCUAUCACUCGUUGCUGACUCUGCCCAGAUUGAUCAGGUACUGAUGUUGAACAGCCUGUCUCAGCCAGCCCACAGUGAUAACUUUUCUGCAGCUCUUCUCUUUGUUUUUAUAGAAAGAGCCAGUGGCCUGCAGAUGCGGAAAGGAGACAAAAAUCCAUCACCAAGUGCAGAAUUAAAACUGAGGAAAGAUGUAUACAAGACCAAGGUUGUUCAAAAAACAAUUGCACCAGCAUGGGAAGAAAGCUUUGUGUUUCUCCUGAAAACUCCUCAUAGUGAGGAACUGGAGCUUAUGAUUCGGGAUGAGGGUAAAGGCUCCCUGGGUUCCCUCACUAUACCUCUUUUGGAUCUCCUAAAUAAAGAAGAUCUUACCAUGGAUGGAUGGUUCCCAUUGAGUACCACUGGGGCUCACAGUGAAAUUCUCAUGAGAUUACAGAUGAGGGUUUUGGUUUCUCCCAGCCCACAUAAAGAAUCAGAAGUGGAUAACAGCCAGCCUACAGUGGAAGACUUUAGCCUCAAUAGACAGUCUACAGAGGGGGAGCUCCGUCAGAGGCAGCAGCUUACAAACAGUGACAUGGAGCCCAUUGCCUCACAAUUUGGUCAAUUAUGUUUGACCCUGUAUUGCCCUGCAAAGGAUGGCAGACUGGUGGCUAUUGUAUCCAAAUGCAGAAAUCUCUGCAUGUCUGCCAAAGAGCCGCCAGAUCUUUAUCUUUCAGUCAUCUUGCUUCCAGACAAAUCUCGAUCAACAAAAAGAAAAACCAGUGUGAAGAAACGCACCCACAAUCCUGAGUUUAAUGAAAAAUUUGAAUGGGAAAUGUCACUAGAAGAGGCCCAAAAAAGGAAACUUGAGAUAUCCGUAAAGAACAGUGUAUCGUUUAUGUCAAGGGAGAAGGAGCUGCUUGGAAAGGUCCUGAUUGACCUCUCUGAUGUGGACCUAGCAACAGGACAGAAUGGAUGGUAUGAUGUGGAUCCUGAAAGAACGAGUGUCUAAUUUGGUUCUGUGAAACAUUUUGAGGGAGAGCUCCCAGCCUGGCAAUGCUUCUGUCCUAUCCAAUCCAAUCUCCCAAAUCUUUGGAGGUCAAGGAAGGACAUCUGUGGUGCCUGCUUUAUUCUGCAUUUAAUUAAAGCUUUCUAGCUGAAUGUGCUUAAUGAUACUCGUGCCACUUGUACAGACACCUAAGCAGUGCCUCUAAUGCUCUAUUUUAAACCUAAAGGCAACUUACACAUAGUUAAUGCUUUAAAGCAGGAGUCCCCAAACGCCAGGCCGCGGACACUCCUGCCCUGGGUCGCUGAGCCCAGUGCGCAAAAACGAGGCACGCCAAAUUUUAUGCCAGCGCGUCCAAAUUUGCUGCCAACCCCAUGCCGACCCCCCCCCCGGUCCAAAAAAGUUUGGGGACCCCUGCUUUAUAGGAUACACAAUGGCUAUUUAUACCCUGUUCAGAAGUACCACUUAAACUUUUUUGUAUUGCUUAUUUGCAGUUAUAUAGAAAUGCUUAAUGAAUAACCAUCCAUCACACAUAUAUACUUUUAUGCUGCUUUACCUCAAUACCAAAUCAGUAUUUUUUACUCUGCACAUUCCUUGUCCCUUUUGUGAACUGCAAGAAUUAAGAAGUGAUAGGUGGAAAUAUUCGACUUAAUAUACACAAUUCCCGAGUACAAGGCUCUAUAGUGUCUCUCACAGAUGUUACAGACCCCUGCAAAACAUUGUAGUUCAUAGCAUUUUAAAGCUUCUUGUUUACAUAUUUUAAGCAUUUUGUAUCUUUUCUUUUUUUUUACUUUGUGACAAUUUGUCAUUUUAUAUUGAAAAAAGCAACUUAUUAUCUCAGCCACAAGAUAAUGACAGAUAUGGGUGAAGGCAAUCUUCAUAUUGGAAGUACAAUCAUUCCUAUAUAAGUGUGAAACAUUCCUAAAGUGUGAACUACUGUAUAUUCUGACCAGUUUCUUGGCUCACUUCACUAUGUUUAGAUGUGUGGGAAGCAGUUUCAUGUGUAGCCAUUUAUCUACUGGCUAAAUUACUGUAUAGGUUACUGGGAAGGUAUCUGCCUACGGUAUAUAUAUUCUGCUUCAUUCCACAGUGGUUUUUAACGCCAGACUUGUCUAAAUGUUCAAUUAAUGGCUCUCCAGCUCUCAGUUACAUCUCUCUGCCAUUGGCUCAUCUGUGCCAUUGUCUUAUUUUAGCUGCUGAGAAUACACAACAGAAUGGCUAUAAAUUUAAUUCUCAAGUUCAAUAUUGGCCAAGUAGCGAACUCCAGUCAGCUGCUUAACAUUUUACUUUCAACCCUCCCUAGAACUGUGUCAUAGUUACAUAGAUGGGAUGAAAAAAGGUCACUUGCAUAUCAGGUUCAGUCCUUGAAUGUACUAUAGGUAACCCAAAGAUCCCCCAUAGCUAAUGCCAAUUGUGCCUCCAGAGCAGGAAAAAGAAUGUUUCAUUCCUAGACCACGCAUAUUUUGUUUGUCUUAUAGUAUCUUGCCCAGUAGAAUAUGCAGACUUGGUGCCUUUAAAGGAAUUGUUCAGUUUAAAAAUAAAAACUGGGUAAAUAGGCUGUGCAAAAUAAAAAAAUGUUUCUAAUAUAGUUAGUUAGCCAAAAAUGUAAUGUAUAAAGGCUGGAGUGACUGGAUGUGUAACAUAAUAGCCAGAAUACUACUUCCUGCUUUUCAGCAGGAAGCGACUGAACAAUAUAAAUCUAAGGCUGGUCAGUAUCUGACGCACCAUCAAGUUCAAGUUUAGAAGCCAAUGCUAAAUCUAAUAACUCUUUGACAUUCUCAGCAGGUCUUAAACACCACCUUUAAAAUACAUUCAUGUCUUCUGAUUUUUGUAAAAGCUGCUUCAUGUCUGGUGAGUUUCUACAAAGUGAUUUACCCCCAUCUAUUUGGGGUGACAUACUGUUGGCUGUCUUUUAUGGGCAUUGGCAUCUUGCACUCUGUGAUUCACUCUCUCUCCUGUCCUUUUCUAUAAAAGCCAAAAAUAUGUUGUUUUUGUUACAUUUUAUUCUGUUCCUUAUAUUUAAAGGGAGGGAGCAACAUGAAUAACCCUCUUAUAUUAGUUCACAUACUGUGGUUAUGUCUAUGGUUUUAAUUUUUCUGCUGUUGAAAUUCUGCAGUUUCCUCUGUUUACCAGUUUACACGUGUUAUAUUCCAGACCAAUGUACCAAACACUCAAUAAAUGUUCAUUCUGUGUCAAA
Molecule: messenger RNA, 6084 nt
Organism: Xenopus laevis (African clawed frog)
Lineage: Eukaryota; Metazoa; Chordata; Amphibia; Anura; Pipidae
Gene: esyt1.S
Product: extended synaptotagmin-like protein 1 S homeolog
Exons: 32
Coding region: 723-3893 (1056 amino acids)
Biological process (GO): lipid transport
Cellular component (GO): plasma membrane; endoplasmic reticulum membrane
Molecular function (GO): phosphatidylcholine binding; phosphatidylinositol binding; calcium ion binding
Source: RefSeq, a predicted model, not a curated record